Messenger RNA from Pseudocercospora fijiensis CIRAD86, 837 nucleotides. RefSeq lists its product as uncharacterized. NCBI's taxonomy places the organism in Eukaryota, Fungi, Ascomycota, Dothideomycetes, Mycosphaerellales, Mycosphaerellaceae. The annotation marks the transcript as partial. The transcript has 2 exons. The record is from RefSeq and is a predicted model, not a curated record.
UAUUCUCCUCCUUUCGCGACACUCACAGACGACGACCACUCGGCAUGGAUUGUGAUUGCUGCUUCACUGGCGUUGGCGCUGACUCUGGCAUUUGCCGGCAUUCGCAUCUUCAUUCGCAAAAUCAUCAGUCCUGGCGUUGGGCUGGAUGACGCGUUGCUGGCGGUCGCGACCGUGUUCAGCGUUGUGGAGGCGUCCCUCGUACUCGGAGCAUGUCGUGUGGGGUUUGGAAAGUCGGAGGUCUCGCUGUCUGUUGAUGAUUUGAACACGGUACAACAGCUAUCCUAUGCUGCGACACUCUUCUUUGCCCUCGGCGUUGGACUCUCCAAGGCCUCCGUCGCUGCGUUUCUGCUUCGGAUCGCACCUUUCAAUCCCUACAGGAACACCGUCAAAGUCAUCUUCGCUCUCAUAUCAGUCUGGACAUUAACCCUGGUGUUCGUACUGUCGUUCAGAUGCGGCUUGGACCGACCGUGGCGCGUGAGCACCGCCAGCUGCAGUGAUGCAAUUCUUCUUCGAUGGGAGAUCCUCGAUGCAUUUGGUUGUCUAUUCGAGCUUGCCAUGGUCGCUAUCCCCAUCUGGCUCGUCUGGGGUGUUUCUGCACUGAGCUGGAGUCACAAAGCAGUCGUGGUGGUCAUGUUCGCUUUUCGCCUCCCAGUCAUUCUCUUCACUGUCCUCCGCCUGCUGAGCUAUCCGGAUGCCAAACGAUGGGAUCCGAACCUCCUUGAGGCUGAAUUCGUUUCGUGGAGUCAGGCAGAGCUGUGUUAUUCGCUGAUAGCAUCUACCAUCUUGGUCAUGCGGCCUUUCAUCACCAACUUUGUCACCCAUGACGGCGGAAGCGGG